This is a messenger RNA of Gigantopelta aegis, 989 nucleotides long. RefSeq lists its product as uncharacterized. Gene Ontology annotation, cellular component: external side of plasma membrane. NCBI's taxonomy places the organism in Eukaryota, Metazoa, Mollusca, Gastropoda, Neomphalida, Peltospiridae. The record is from RefSeq and is a predicted model, not a curated record. Gene Ontology annotation, molecular function: signaling receptor activity. The transcript is spliced from 4 exons. Bases 68 to 625 code for a protein of 185 amino acids.
CCAAAAUGGAAUCGAUGAAAAAUUAUGAAUAUAAAUUUAUGUCAUUUGUUCGGAGUUCCUUGUAGUUAUGGCAUUGUUCCCACAGUUUAUAGCAUUUUUAUUAUACUCUAUCACGAGAUUGUUCGCUGAUAAUAAUGUAGUGAUCGAAACUGGAAACAAAUGCUCAUAUUUUUAUGACUACCGUCUUCCGACAGUCCAGUCCGGUCUUGUGAACUGUUCCUGGUAUGCUCCAUCGGCAUGCUGUAAGCGCACUGAGGUCACGUCUGUUUUCUCCAAGAUGUACCCACUGUACAAGUCGACAACUUCAUGUAAAAACCACAUGAACUACCUCAUGUGUUACUUCUGCAGUCCUGAUCAGCACCACUGGUAUAAAGAGAAACUCUCAGUUUGUUUGGACUUCUGUGAGGCUCUAUAUGAGGAAUGUAAAACUGCUUCGUAUAAUGGAGAAAGCUUAAGUGACUACUACCCGAAUGGAACGGCUUUCUGUGAGGCUCAGAACUACAAGGUCGUUGAUGGGUCAAACUGUUUUAAAUUUGACCCCAACGUAUUUAGUUUUAGCGAGAUAGUCACAUACAAUACUCUUGUUGUUGUAGCUGAAGUUAUAUUUGUGAUAGUUGUUUUGUGAAAAUGUCAUCUUAUUGUUGUACUCCAGGGCCAAAUUUCACAAAACAUUGUAAGCCUACUUUUGCACGUAAAUGUAAAUCUACGACUAAACAACAAUUUUUAUUACUAUUAUAGUUCAACAAAUAUAGUUAGAAGAACACAUAUUUCAUUUUCUUUUUUCUUUAAAAUACUCCAGCUUCCGUAAUGAUGUAAUUUUCUGCAUGAAAUUGAUGGCAAACACACAACCUUUAUAACUGCUAGUAGCAGACGUAAACUUACAAUGUUUAGUGAAAUGAGGCCCAUAAUUUUAGUCAGACAUGGAAUUUACGUUUACCUAUCAUCCCAGAGUAGUGAUAGAAACUUUGUUACUAUAAAUUGUUCAUCAA